This is a messenger RNA of Babesia microti strain RI, 204 nucleotides long. RefSeq names its product small subunit ribosomal protein S28e. Gene Ontology annotation, molecular function: structural constituent of ribosome. The transcript has a single exon. Gene Ontology annotation, cellular component: ribosome; cytosolic small ribosomal subunit. Gene Ontology annotation, biological process: translation; ribosomal small subunit assembly; maturation of SSU-rRNA. Lineage: Eukaryota; Apicomplexa; Aconoidasida; Piroplasmida; Babesiidae. Bases 1 to 204 code for a protein of 67 amino acids. The record is from RefSeq and is a predicted model, not a curated record.
AUGGAACAACCUAAAUUGGCUAAAGUGAAUAAGGUGCUGGGACGUACUGGAAGCCGAGGAGGAGUUAUACAAGUUAGAGUUGACUUUAUGGGUGAAAGCGGCUGGGAAGGCCGCACUCUAAUUAGAAAUGUCAAAGGACCAGUUAGAGAAGGUGAUAUUCUGGCUCUUUUGGAAACGGAAAGGGAGGCCAGAAGGUUGCGCUAA